CCCCUUCUCCGGCACAUACACACGGAUAGAAGCUCCAUGCAGUCGAUUCCGUUGGACGAGUGAAUAUUUACGGAGGAUUUAAAUAGUUGUGUGUGAUAUUAGUCACUCGCAUGUACAUUUCCCCUGUUUUUAUAAGACUAGCUUUUCGCUCAUUAAGUUUUAAUAGAGGAGAACUCUCCAUUAAGCCAGGUAACUAGCUAACUAUCGAACUGCUCAUCCCGGUUGGCAACUAAGACAAAUGUUGAGCGACCACUACUAGCCAACCAACAACUGGAGCUGGAGGAGCCAAAAUCGUGGUUUUGCACAAAAGAAUCCUGAAUUGAGAGACGGCCACUGCCAAAAAGUGAGGCGAGUGAAGAGAAAGACUCUCUCAGCCGCCAUGCCUUCAGUGAUGGAGCGCUCGGGCUCAGGGGUUUUGUCCCGCAGCCGAGCCAAAACGGCUACCAACGGCAACAGCCAGCACUCUGAGGAAGAGAGCAGCGACGAAGAACAUUCACAUGAUAGCAUGAUCCGCGUUGGGGCAGACUACCAAGCACCGAUCCCUGAGUACAAACCAGACUGCACGUCUCGAUACAGUGACAAAGACCAGAGAAGUAUGCUCGUGUGGUCUCCUAACAGCCAGGUGUCUGAUGCCAUGCUGGAUGAAUAUAUCUUAAUGGCCAAAGAGAAGCAUGGCUACAAUAUGGAACAGUCGUUGGGCAUGCUGCUGUGGCACAAGCAUGAUGUGGAGAGGUCCCUAGCAGACCUGGCCAACUUCACGCCUUUUCCAGAUGAGUGGACGGUGGAGGAUAAGGUGCUGUUUGAACAGGCCUUCAGCUUCCACGGCAAGAGCUUCCAUCGCAUCCAACAGAUGCUACCAGACAAGUUAAUCUCUAGUCUGGUAAAGUACUAUUACUCUUGGAAGAAGACGAGGACACGCACCAGUGUCAUGGACCGGCAAGCCCGCAAACUGGUCAGCAAGAGAGAGAAGGAUGACGGUAAUGAGGACCUGGAGGAAGGAGAACCAGGCAGUGACAGCGACUUUGAGGUCGACACAAAGAAAGAGCCCAAGCCUACCUCUGGUGCUGGAAGCGGGAGUGACCGGGGCUCUGGAAGACCAGGCCCAACACGCAAGGAGAACCAGGGGGCUCAGUACCGGCAUCAUCCGCUCAGGGCACGCCGAAGACCCCCAAAGGGCAUGCAUCUGAACCAGGAAGACAUCACCUCAAUUUCUGCUUCCACAGAGUCUGGAACCGUCUCCAACCGUCAGCUGGACACUCAGCUAGUGUCUCUGAAGAGACAGGUUCAGAGCAUCAAGCAAGCAAACAGCGUUCUGAAAAACAGCUUGUCAGAAGGCAUUGAUGUCAUGAGACCAGCUGAGCCUACUCCCAAAAUUAACUCCCGCUGGACCACAGAGGAACAGCUCCUCGCUGUCCAGGCCAUCAGGCGGUACGGUAAAGACUUCGCAGCCAUAGCCGACGUGAUCGGGAACAAGACUGUGAGUCAGGUGAGCUCGUUCUUCGUCAGCUACAGACGACGCUUCAACCUGGAGGAAGUGCUACGAGAGUGGCAAGCAGAGCAGGAGGUGCUCCGGGGAAGCAGCGAGGCCAUGAAGGACCUGAACGGGACUGCAGGGGAGGAAGAUGAUGAGGCAAAGAUGGACGGUAUCUGCCUCGCAGACUCGGGGAGUGCCUCGCCCUCUGAUGCAGCCAGUAACUCCAACUCCAACCAGUCCUCUCCCCCUCUGGCCCAACCCCCACCUUUACUGCGCCCUACUCCCCCGUCUGUCCCUCCAAGCCUGCUUCGCCAGCCUCCACCCCUCCAGACUAGGCCCUUGCAGAACCGCACUCCACACAACCAUCCCCCACCCCCGCUCAUUAGACCUGCUGUGGCGUCGUCCCUCCACCAGGGUGGGCUGAGGAACUCUCCUGCAGCGUCAGGCAGCCAGUUGCCUCCCUCUCUGGUGGGCCUGAAGGUGGAGUCCCCACACUCCCAUUGAUCAGCAUGAAGCGAAGUUGUCUUUUUGCAGUGCUCUGGUACCCGUUAUGACAUUAUUGUUGAAGGUUCUAAACCACUGUAAAAGAGAAGCUUCUACAAAGUGCAGACACUUAUUCCGGGAUGUUUGGUAGAUGCUAGAAGGUGGCAAGUGUUCACAUCUGGCAUAAACAUCCAUUCUGGAUGAUUUUAGUCCUAAAUGGUCAGCACAAAGUGUGUACAAGUUAGAGGCGCUUAACCCACAGCUCACUCAAACCUCAUUUUGAGGAGGUCAGAGAUCAUUAAUAUUAUUAUUGUAGUGUGAAGAGCAAAGCAAAAGUACCAUCCACAUUAAUCGCAUUGCUGCCCAGCCAAAAUAUGAAUACAUAAUUCCGUGACCACACCGACCACCGUCCAGAGGGGUUAGCUGAGCUGGUAGCUACACUAACAAGCAAAUGGGGCAAAUAGAGGUGAUAUUUGUGGCGAUACUUGAAGCACAAACAAAACCUUACAUCUGUUUAGGCUUUGUAAUUUCAUUUUGCACAAUCAUUUUUGGUCAAAUUAUCCAGGAUGUAUGUUAAUGCCAGGUGUGAACAGGGCCAGAGAUAUAACCAGGAAUGGUGACAAACACACAGUCAGACAGGUAGAAUGAGUCAGCAGUCCUGCUUCAACAACACUGCAAAACUCCUCUUUCCUUCCUCUGCAACGAACAAACAGACAAAGAACCCAGCCUCAUUCAUAUCACACAGCAAAAAAACCUCACUCUUACCUUGCCAAAACAAACCACUAACCACACCAACCCAGUAGCCCUCAGGUUGGAAGAAUAUACCUCGUAUUGUGCCCACUUACCCCCCCCUCCCCCUCACAGUUGUAACCACAAGUACAUCAACAGCCACGGCUAUGACCUUUUGACAAGUGGUGUGCCACAGCAGUUCCUGAUACUUGAAUCAAUUUUUAUUUUAUUUCUGGAGAGGGAAGAAGGAGGGGACAAGAACCUUCAGAACUUAUACACUGGAUAGUCAUGGUAAUUAAACGCCUUGACAAAUGAAUCGCAGGUUCCACCAACCCCGUCACCAUGGCAACAGCAGAACAUUUCAGACUGCAACACUAAAAAGACACCACGUCAUGUGCCGAAGUGAACCGGGUGUCAGGAAACUGGAAAUGUGUGUCCUCGCACUUCUGUCAAACAGCCACGUACUGCUAAAAUCCAACUGAGUGAAGUGAAGCAAUUUUUUGUUUGUUUUUUUUUCCUCUCCCCCGUUUCUUCGACUAGGACCCUAAGAUGAUGUUAGGUAGUGAAAUCGUGUAGAGCUAGUCAAUACUGAAGCACUAAAUGACCCGAACAUACUUGACUUUUCUUGUAUCAAACUAUUUCUGAACUACACUGAUUCCUUGAAUUGACCGGCUCGCUCAUGAGGACACAAAUGUAAGUAAGACGUUACACAACACUAAAGAAAAGAGUUUGGUGCCAGAGAGGGUCUCUUCUGGUUUUCUUCCCAAAAAACUUGUAUGUGAGAAAUGUUUACAUGUGAACUUGGAUUGACUUGUGAUUUUAUUUUGUUUGUAUGUUUUUUGGAUUUUUUCCUCUUAUUUUUUAAGAAUAAAGACAGAUAACCAAA
Molecule: messenger RNA, 3572 nt
Organism: Astyanax mexicanus (Mexican tetra)
Lineage: Eukaryota; Metazoa; Chordata; Actinopteri; Characiformes; Acestrorhamphidae
Gene: rcor2
Product: REST corepressor 2
Exons: 13
Coding region: 380-1978 (532 amino acids)
Biological process (GO): negative regulation of DNA-templated transcription; regulation of transcription by RNA polymerase II
Cellular component (GO): transcription regulator complex; histone deacetylase complex
Molecular function (GO): transcription corepressor activity
Source: RefSeq, a predicted model, not a curated record